AUGAAGUCCUUUGCUACGCUCGGCCUCGCGACCGCCUUCGCGAGCGUUAUCAACGCACACAGUGUUUUCACCACCUUGUUGAUCGACAAUGUCGAUCAGGGCGACGGAACUUGCGUCCGCAUGCCUAAUGAUCCUGGCACCGCAACUGACCCCAUCGCGGGCAUCACCAGUAACGAUAUGGCCUGCGGCAAGGAUGGAGAGACCGCGGUUGCAUUUACAUGCCCGGCAUCUGCUGGUAGCAAGAUGACCUUUGAAUGGCGUCUUAACCCCGACUACUCGGCUCCUGGUAGCAUCGACAAGUCUCACAAAGGACCCUGUGCCGUUUACCUGAAGCAGGUGACAGAUAUUAAGUCGAGCCCCGCCGUUGGCCCCGGUUGGUUCAAGAUCUGGGACGAUGGGUACGAUGAAAAGGCAGGCCAGUGGUGCACGGAGAAGCUCAUUGCCAACAACGGCUUAAUGUCGGUUCAGCUUCCUACUGGCCUCCCCGGCGGCUACUACCUCGUCCGCCCGGAGCUGUUGGCCCUGCACGAGGCCGAUAAGGGCGAUCCUCAGUUCUACGUCGGCUGUGCUCAGAUAUUUAUCGAUGGACCAUCGGGGACCCUCAACGUCCCGGCCGAGGACUCGGUCUCCAUCCCUGGGUACGUCCAGAUGGGCCAGAAGUCGGUGAGCUUCAACGUCUGGCAAAACCCGCUGGACCUUCCAUACCCUAUUCCUGGACCCAAGGUGUUCAACCCCAUGGCCCCGAACGGCGCCGCGCCCAAGGCUGCCUCGUACAACAAGGCCGAGGUCGGCGCCGUGCCGGAUAACUGCCUACUCAAAGUCGAUAACUGGUGCGGCACCGAGGUUCCCUCAUAUAGCAACGAAAAUGAUUGCUAUGCCUCUGCAACGAUCUGUGACAACCAGCUCACGGCGUGCUACUCGGGCGCCGGGCCGACUGGCUCGGCUGGUUGCAAGCUCUGGGAGGCCAAGUGCAAAGGAAUCCAAGCCAACUGCGCGUCUGGCAACCCCAGUGGCCCGCCAAACGCCGGUGCCAAGCUCCAGAGCCCUGAUCGCCAGCUGCCCGGUCCCAUUCCCAGUGCCGAGGAUGUCGUUGACACCGCUGUCGCAUCCGUGCUACCGGCUACUGGUGGUGCCGCCCCGGCCGGAACUCCUGCCCCUUCUGGUACUCCUGCUCCCUCUGCUGCUCCCUCUCCUUCUCCCGCCCCGGCAGCCCCGGCACAACCAGCCAAGGUCAUGCAGCCCGUGCAGCAGGCGGUCAAGCCCGUUGCUGCCGUGCCUGCGCCAGUCGUCACGACAAUGGUGACGGUUUACACGACGGUCUUCGAGGAUUCGCCUGUCCCAGCAGCUACCAACUCGCCCCAGACGACACCUGAGCAAGUCAAGAGCACCAAGCCCGAGGGUGUAGCCAAGUCUCAAGGCAAGACCAAGCCAAGUAGCAAGUCAAAGGCUGUCCACCCGUUUCAGUCCGAGUCCCAAGGCGCGCCCCAGGGCAAUGUGAAGGUCUCUACGACGGGCCAGUGCGGCGCCUCGUCUGGUAUGACGUGCAAGGGCAGCGUCUUUGGCGAGUGCUGCUCAAAGUCCGGCCGCUGCGGUUCAAGCCGUUUCCACUGCGGAGCCGGUAGCUCCAGCACGCGAGGAUGCCAGGCAAGCUAUGGCGUCUGCAAGGGCAACGAUGGAGGCGCAGUCGCCCCCUCCGUGAACGGUGCUUCGGCCCCCACCACUGAGGCGAGCGCGAACCAGGGGACUGGCAGCCAGUUCCAACAGACUGCCGUCAGGAAAGUGCUUGACCAGCUGACUGGUGGGCUCUUCUAGGUGAGUUUCCACUCUUGGAUAGAUGCGAAGGAGGGGGAGUAUGAUGGCCCAACUUUGGAGGGCCUUGCACGAGCCAUGUUUUCGUAUUUUGAGGAGGCAUUCACGCCUGCCGCUCGCUUUUGGCGUGAAAUGUGACAUCUCCUCUUUAUGUCAUUCUCUUUUGUUUCUUUGUUUCUUACAGCGCAUAUCCAUACAAAGUGUCAUCACUUUUGCCAUGUCAAGGCCAGUGUAGACAAUUUAUUUUCUUGUACAUAAAUAGAGACAAUUUGAAGACAUUUCACAUUCCGG
Messenger RNA from Pyricularia oryzae 70-15, 2100 nucleotides. RefSeq names its product endoglucanase. The record is from RefSeq and is a predicted model, not a curated record. Gene Ontology annotation, molecular function: chitin binding. Bases 1 to 1812 code for a protein of 603 amino acids. NCBI's taxonomy places the organism in Eukaryota, Fungi, Ascomycota, Sordariomycetes, Magnaporthales, Pyriculariaceae. The transcript has a single exon.